UAUUUGGGAGACGGCGCACCUGGAGGGCACACCGAUCUCCAACACCAAUGCGAUCAGAUUAAGAAGCACGACAAGAUGGAGAUGCGUCCUUCUUGUAUUUAUCCUCGACAGUGCCAACUUUCCUGUGAAGGAGCUCCUCGAACACGGACCUUUCCUCCACCAACAAUACGACGACUGGAUGGAGUAUAACGCAGACUACAGUACCAUCCACUCCUUUUCGAUUGACGUGGCGAACAGCGGAAAGUCAUUCACGCCCCACUGCACUCAUCCCUGUACGGCGAACUCAACAAGGAGAUUACAUGUUUGAGAAUGGACAAGUCCCAUGACGCCAAGAACUGAAACGGCUACGUGUCGUUAGCAGAAUUCGCGAUCUGGGAGUUUAUUUCAACGUCAUGGCCAUAGACAGUGUUUCCAAAUCCGUCAGGAAACUCGAAUGGCUAUCUGUUUCCAGUGGGUCGACGGCACCGCUUGGAAGGAGACUGGAAGACGGCAUCAUGGCCCUUCAUUAUCAAUGCAUGGGAUUUGCAAUCAGCAACAUCAGGAAGACGAUUGAGCUGAAGCGACUGUCGAUUACCAUGGAGACCAACCAAGUGCGGUCUAGUUUCCUUCAUGGGCGAGCAGGACAUGCACCUAACGGUAAUCCCUAUCUUACAUUCCAUGAACUCGACACUUGGCGUGAAAGAUUGGCCCGUGGAUUCAGCACUCUUUUGCCGCAACUUGAGCAAAUGUACUUGUUAGACAAGUUCCCUAGAUUCUCGCAAGAAACCAGUACACAGGACAGUGACAGGAUGGUUGUCACGUCCGGGGAAAUAUUCACCAUGACCCACCGCGAAGGCUUUCCGACGGGAGUUUUCGAUUGAAACUGUGCUACGGCGGAGCGCCUCUCGUAUCUUCAAAUUCGCGCAUGCGCCAUUGAAGCAAGUCGAACAUUGGAGCCAUGGGGGAACCUUUGGGGGCGCCAGAGAAGGGACCGGCGAUGUCGCUUGUAUUUGAGAUAGAUAUCAGCCAGACAAUAAGGUGACGUUCGUGCUGGCGCGACGGUUGUGGCCAGGCUUUCCAAUUCUCGGGAUACGAAU
Molecule: messenger RNA, 1076 nt
Organism: Ilyonectria robusta
Lineage: Eukaryota; Fungi; Ascomycota; Sordariomycetes; Hypocreales; Nectriaceae
Exons: 3
Coding region: 393-860 (155 amino acids)
Source: RefSeq, a predicted model, not a curated record